UCGUUUAAUUUACUUGGAUAUUGAGCAGUUUUCUUUUUCAUUUUUAUCAUAUCUUUAUAUUUAUAGUUACUAUAUGUGCUUAUAACAAAUAUGUAUGUAGCAUAAUCUCUAUUAACACUUCUAAAAAAUAAACGAAUUUUCUUAGAUCAUUUUAUAAAACUUUCAGAUUCCUAUAGCGUUUUUAUCUACAAAUAUAGCUUUUUUUUAAUUUUUCCUAUGGCCACACAACUAAUAAAAAUAAAUUACUGCGCGGAUUACAGCUUCAAAUACAUUCAUUAUGUUUCCAUGCCAACGUCUGCGCAGCAGUUUUCUUAAGGAUUUUUCUCAUGCUAUCAAAAUUUUCUAUUGACGAAAUGUGUGACUGAAGCGCGACUUUUGGCACUCAUCUUCUUUUAAUUUUCUAAUUAGAAAAAGUGUUUUUUGGCAUCCUUCAAUCCUUUCUCGCACUCUUUUUUGCUUAAUUAUCUUGAAAAUAUUAGAGAGGAAUGGCUAAAAAUUCUUAAAGCAGUUAAGCCGGAUUUGUAUGAAUUUUGAGAGAAUUCUUUUCUGUCCGGAAAAGCUUGUCCCCCAAGUUAUUAUUAUUUCUGUCAACAUGGCAGCCACUCAACUUUAUUACUUCCCAAGAUUAGUUUGCGUAACCAAUAAAUCCCUUUAUACUUUUAGUAAACAAAACUAUAUUUCUUUUUCGAUUAAAAUUAAGUAGUCUUGCUACUAAAAAAUUUAUGGAUAAUAAUUUUAAUGAAGGCAUAGUAGUUCUUCCUUAUUAUUUCUAUUUGUCGUCUUGAGGCAGGCAUUCAAAAAUUCAUUUUGAAUUUUUUAAAAUUUAAUUUUUUAGAUUUAUUGAAAGAAUUUUUAAUUGCUUCUAUUUUUAUUUUAGCCAGGCAAUUAUAAAUUUACAAUUAGUUUUUUUUCUUCCAUCUCUUUUUAUGUUUUGAAAGAGUGUGCCACAACAAUGGCCGCCCGUGAUGGAAGAAGCAGGCAAAAUUAUUUACAAGAACAUUCAAUUCCUCAACUUUUUGAGGGUUUAAUGACUGGACUUAUAUACAAUCAACCAAUCGAUCCUAUUCAAUUUCUGGAAAAUGCAAUAGCUAAACUUCGAAAAAAUCCAGAUCUUCCAUUAAAGUGGGAUACUUUCAUAAGUGUUUCGCCUCAACAACAACAGCAACAACAACAGACGAGAAUGAGUUCUGGAGAAAAUGCAAUUUCUUAUAAACAAAACACUCCGACUGAAGCUAAACCUCAAGUAACUACUGCUUCAAGUAUUAGAAACUCGGGCAAAAGAAGUCCUUCCUCAACUCGUAGCAAUAAAAAGAAUAGUGGACAAACUUCUGGCGUUUCAAAUAGCGGUGAUCAAAAUCGUCGCAGACAAAGUGGAGCAACCAAUUCAACAACUGAAAAAGCUUCUUCAUCUUCACGUCCAAAUUCUUUAGCUCAAGCAGCAAAUAAUGCUUUUAUUGCGCCUGAUGCACCUAUCAUUCUUUUUAUGGGUGGGCCUGGUGGUGGUAAAACUCGUUAUGCUACUCAACUUCAAGAUCAACUUAAAGAAGAAGGUCUUGUGCAUAUUUGUAUGCCUGAUUUGGUUAGAUCAGCUAUUUCUCGUUAUAAAGAUAAGCUUCCUGAAUGGAGAGCAGCUGCAGAAAAAGAUCAACGUGGAGAACUAAUCCCUAAUGAAUUGGCUCAACAAUUAGUGGUUGCUGAAAUGGGAAAGCAUACACAGGCGCGUGCCUUCUUCCUUGAGGGAUUUCCGAGAGAGGCUCACCAAGUGGAAGAAUUCGAAAAGAAUGUUCGUCCAGUUGAUAUGGCAUUAAUUCUUGAUUAUGAUGAAGAUGUAUUGCGUCGUCAUAUGCAGGCUCGAGGACUCCUUUCUGACGUUAUUGACCGCAGAAUAAACGAAUUUAAAGAAAAAACGCUUCCUACUGCCAAAUAUUUUGAUGAUCAACAAUUACUCCAUUUAAUCCCCGGAGAACGUUCAGAUUCUGUUAUAAUUGAAAGAAUGAAGAAAUUAACAUUACGGGCAAUACAUGCUGGUGUUGGAGGUUUAAUAACUAGUAGUAAUUCUGCAAGUUCUUCAGCAACGGGAGGUAUAUAUACGAGGGACGGUAUUGGAAGUAGAAAUAAAGAAGGAAGUGCUAAAUCUGUUUUGGGAACAGCAAUUUCUUCAGCUACAUCUAAAGAAGAUGUUAUACCAAAAAUUAUAAAUGGUGGUGAUGGAACUGAAAAUGCUAACCGAAUCCUCAACACUCCAAAAGUUAUUUCAGCUACUCCAAUAAUGCCAGCACCAACUCCCAUUUCAACACCUACUAACUCUGUUAUUCAACAACAUAAAGCUACAAAUAAUUCCAACCCUUCUACCCCUCAAAGACCUCCUUCUACUAGUUCAAAAGUUAAUGGCUCAAGGAAAUCUACUCCAGCCCCUGCUCCUCCAGGACCUCCUUCUUCCAUUUCUUCUUCACCUGUAAUAAAAAAUUCUGAUGAAUUGAAUGAUCCUUUCCCCAAAGGCCUUCCAUCAGAAGUACCUGUUAUUCUUAUAAUUGGAGCACCCGGUUCAAAUAAAUCAACUUUUGCUCAACGCAUUGCUCGAAAAUAUGAAGGUUUUGUACAAUUAAGUAUGGGUGAAUUGCUUAGACGCAAAGUCCUUGAAAAUAGAGAAGAUGCCCUUUGGUCCCGUGUUGGGAAGAAAAUGGAUGCUGGAGAAACAAUUCCACUUAGAAUUUGUCGAGAACUUCUCUAUACAACACUACACGAACGUGGAAAGAAUGCUUGGGGUUUUGUAUUGGAAGGGUAUCCUCGUAGUGUUGUUCAAGUGGAAGACGUUGAAGCACAGCUCGGCCGAAUUGAUUUGGCAAUUUUAAUAGAUUGCACUGAACCUUUUUGUAAUGAAUCCCUAAGACAACGUUAUCAAAGGGGAAAAGAAGAAGGCGCGGAAAGAGCAGAUGAUGAAGAAGGAAUUGUUCGUGUUCGUUUAGCGCUUUUUAAGCUCAACACGCUGCCAAUGUUGAAACAUUUAGAUGAUCAAGGAUUACUACGAGUGGUGAGCCUGCAACUGCACGAACACGAUCCAACAAAUUCUGAGCACCAGAGUGAAGGUGAUGCCGAUGAAGAAAGAGUAUUCCAAGAGAUUUGUGCCAUAAUCGACAACACUAUUUUUGUGCAUGAUGAUGGCAAUGGGAUGAGCUUAGAAUCCAGUCAAAGGAAUUCGUCAGAUAAAGUAUGAGAGAACAAGCCGGUCUACAUAAAUAGAGAAAAGUAUUCAAUAUUUUUAUAAGCAAAUAAUUGUAAUUAUUUUUGAAAAUAUUUUUUAAUAAAAUAAUAUUCUGA
Molecule: messenger RNA, 3318 nt
Organism: Meloidogyne enterolobii
Lineage: Eukaryota; Metazoa; Nematoda; Chromadorea; Rhabditida; Meloidogynidae
Source: the annotation of a GenBank genome assembly